AACUUGUAACUAGAACAAAGGAAAUCACAAAAAAAGAAAAAAAAAAAUGAAGGUUGUGGUGACAUCAAGGCAAACCAUCAAACCAUCCAGCCCAACACCCCAACACCUUUGCCAAUUGAAGCUUUCAUUUCUUGAUCAAAUACAACAACCACACUUUGUUCCUUUUAUCUACUUCUAUGCAUCAUCCAAUUCCGGGCUUAACAAAGCCACAAAUGAUAGAAGAAGAAGUGAGAAACUAAAGAAGUCUCUUUCUGAGACACUAUCAUGGUUCUACCCACUAGCUGGUCGUGUUAAAGACAAUCUCUUUUUUGAUUGCAACGAUCAGGGUGUCCCUUUCUUUGAAGCCCAAGUCCAAUCUAGUCUCGACCAUGUUGUUGGGCAAAGCAAUUCCGACUCCCAACUCAAUUACUUGUUUCCAUAUCCUGAUUUUGAUGAUGCUGGGGAUCUACUUUUAGCUGUCCAACUCAACUUCUUCGACUGCGGUGGCAUGGCUAUUGGAUUAUGUACUUCACACAAGAUAGCAGAUGCAUUAUCAAUAGUUAUGUUUAUGAAAUUCUGGGCAACUGUUAGUCGUGGAGAUCAUAGCAAUUUGGUUUAUCCCCAAUUCGGUUCAGCCAACAUCUUUCCCCCUACACUUAAUCCCAAUACCAAUCACCACAAGCACGGCGUUGGCACUACAAAAAACAAGAUCAGUGCAAAGAGUUUCGUGUUUAGCGACUCCGCCAUCUGUACUCUUAAAGCCAAAUACAGCCCCACCACCACCACAGCCACUACUGUCACUGCCAACAACAAAACCAUACAUAAUAAUCCAACUCGUGUUGAGGCACUUUCUACUUUUAUAUGGUGUAGAUAUAAGGCCGCCACUCGAGGAGAGAUGGCAUGUGGAGAAGGAAUUGGAUACCCUGUGAUUCAAGGGGUGAACUUGCGCACAAGACUCAAUCCACCUUUACCUAAUUCAUAUUAUGGUAACCUUAGUCGAUUUGCCAUAGCAAUAUUAGCACCACCAGCAUUGGAAAAAGGCGCUAUAGGAGAGGAUCGUGGUAGCUUGGUCACUCAGAUGAGAGAUGGGAUAAGAAAAGUUAACAUCGAUUAUGUAAGGAAACUCCAAGAGGGUGGUGGAGGUAUGGGGGGCUUGAAUUCCAAGAAUGAGGAGGGUGGUAAUAAAGGAGGAGAAAAAGGAGGAGGAGGAGGAGAUGCAGUGUUUACUCUUGUGUUUUCGAGCAUAGCUAGGUUUCCCCUAUACAAAACUGAUUUUGGAUGGGGUAGGCCUGUAUGGGUGACAUUUGGUGUAGUAAAUCUUGAUAAUGUGGUUGUUUUCUUUCCUACUAAAUCGGGUGACGGCAUAGAAGCAUUGAUUUGUAUGAAUAAGGGCGAUUUGGCAAAACUUGAAACUGAUAAAGAGUUCCUCUCCUUUGUUUCCAAUCCUAAAUUUCCACUUCUUAGCUCCUUAUAAAUUUUGUGUAAUUUCUUACUGUUACAUGAUGUUGAGAAUAUAAUAUAAAUAAUAAAGUUGUGCUACUCUCUAAUAGAGCAUAACAUCUCAGUUUA
Messenger RNA from Camellia sinensis, 1548 nucleotides. Its product is annotated as stemmadenine O-acetyltransferase. The record is from RefSeq and is a predicted model, not a curated record. NCBI's taxonomy places the organism in Eukaryota, Viridiplantae, Streptophyta, Magnoliopsida, Ericales, Theaceae.